Molecule: messenger RNA, 1218 nt
Organism: Phanerochaete carnosa HHB-10118-sp
Lineage: Eukaryota; Fungi; Basidiomycota; Agaricomycetes; Polyporales; Phanerochaetaceae
Exons: 6
Coding region: 1-1218 (405 amino acids)
Source: RefSeq, a predicted model, not a curated record
AUGUUGGACAUCAAGUGUAACCCGACCGAUGCCCUUGUAUUCUCUCCUCCGUUUACGCAGGACGGAGCUGUCUCUAUGAAACUCACCAACACGCGCAAGACUCCUAUAGCAUUCAAAGUACACGUUAAUUCUCGUGACUUGUUUCGCGCGUCGCCGAACAUGGGCCACAUAGAAGCCGGUCGGCAGGUCAAAGUCACCAUCACCCUGAAAGCGAACUUCUGCUCGUGGAUGGCGUCUCCCGGAACGCUCGUCCACUAUCGCGCCUCGUCAGUGCACUUCGGCGAGCUGUUGCGCCCCAGACGUACCAGGUUCCCUUGUCAGAACUGGGCGAUUACGUCAUUGCCCUGUUAUGAGCCCCGGCCUCACGGCCACUCUACCCCCACUCAACUAGUCUCAUUGCUGAAGAAGACCCCUCGAGAAACCUCGGUCCCCUUCACCCAGUUUAAAACAAGUUUAUCCACGCAGUUUACGAUGCCAAAGGAUUUGCCCGCUCGUCCCCCUCACUCCGUUUUCCAGCGGUACAAGCACUCCGCCGGCUACGCGCCCGCCUCCGGCAACGCCAACGACCCCGUCGAGACCGUCCCGUACGGUAAACGCCGCGGCAAAGAACUACGCCCGCCGACUCCAGCGCUCACUCUCCCGUUCCCUCCGAACUCACACGAGGGUAGGCGCCUACGUCGCGAACAGUUCCGCGAGCGCUACGCGACCAACAAGGCCGACUUCGAGAAGCGUCUAGCUGCACGCGAAAUCCAACAGGCGCGCGAACGGAUCCUCGCCGGUCCGUCAAAGCCGACACUCGAGCAGCGUCUCGCUGCAAUCCCACCGGCAACACAUACGCCGAUCGCACCGAAGCCGAUACUCAUCGACUUCGACAAGCACACUCCCGCCGACCUUGUCCGCAUCUUCACACCGAAGUUCGACGGCACGCUCAAACGCCUCGACGUCUUCGAGACUCUCGAGCUCGACGACCUCAACUCCGACCGAGUCCGCAAUCUCCGCCGACUCAUCGAGCAGCUCACGCGCAUCAAGCGCUGCCUAGCGGACGUCUGCAACGUCGUCAAAUACGAGGAGUGGCGCAAGUGGGAACUAGGGUGCAGGGAAAUAGGGGAUAUCUCGUUCAAAGGGCUACGCAAGAACAAAGCCCGGAUUGUACAAGCGCUCAGCGCAGUUUACGUGAACGGAUAUUUUGACGCGGUUAGGUUUUACGAGAACAAGUAG